Molecule: messenger RNA, 3787 nt
Organism: Diaporthe batatas
Lineage: Eukaryota; Fungi; Ascomycota; Sordariomycetes; Diaporthales; Diaporthaceae
Exons: 3
Coding region: 213-3782 (1189 amino acids)
Molecular function (GO): phosphopantetheine binding
Source: RefSeq, a predicted model, not a curated record
UAGAAGCCCAUCGGCCCAAGCCCUCACAAUGCACCCACCUCGAGCUGGGGGGAGGUCCGGGGGUUGCCAGGAGGGCACGAGGGCAGGGUGGUUGCCUCUCCCUAUCAAUCCCAUUCAAGACUGACUGCCGCCUUCCCGUCUGUCCGACUUCAACGUUGACGCCGUUGACCAUCGUGAGCAAGGCAAAAGGCAGCAGCACAUGACAUGGGUGGAUGCCCGUGAGCGCAUCCAUGGCCCAGUGCUGUGACGUGCUUGACUGCUACCGCACCCGAGACAACACCACCGCCGACAUCGACGCCCUCAAGCCCCGAGGAAAAGGGCCCUCGCCCAUGAUCAAGAGGGUGCGGUUCAACGUCCAUGCUUGGAGGCCGGACCCAGCACCUGCCAAUAUGGCACAGGUCGAUUCGGGCCUCAAUUAUUUCAUAUGCACCCUGGGCGAGGCCGCCGCGUGGAACGUUCAUCACCCACACCCCUUUCACACCGUCAACCACCUUAUCGACGAGCAGGCCGAGGAUCUGAGACAGCGACCUGCCGUCAACUUCCCAGGCGGCUGCUUUGCCGAGGACGGGAGGGAGAUCAAGUCGGAUUUCACCUAUCGUGAGCUGAGGACAUACUCCCUGGCCACAGCAGCACGUCUGCGCCGGAGACUUCAGGUCUCGGAUCGGAAUGCCUCAGGCACGGUUGGCCUGCUCUGCUCGAGCACUCCCGAGUUCAUCCUGACGUGGCUGGGCCUCCUGCGACUGGGCAUCUCCGUCAUGGUCCUGGCUCCCCAGCUAGAACGCUCGGCUAUAAAGCACCUAUGUUCAACAUGUAAUGCCUCGGUCAUCUUUGCCGACGCCAGAAACUACGACAGGGUCAAGCGCUUGAGAGACGGUAGUCUUGCCAUCAAUAUCAGCAACAUACUCUACAACCUCAAGCCUGAGAAGAUACCUACAAAUGUAGUCUCACCUGCCAAGCCCAACGACAUAGCCUACCUGUUCCACACCUCAGGCACCUCUUCCGGCCUUCCAAAGCCCAUACCACAGUCUCAUCACGCUGCAGUUGGCGUGCUCCCUCGUCUUCCAGGCGGCGGUAGCGCUGCCACAUUUUCCACAACGCCUUUAUAUCACGGCGGCAUCGCCGACUGCUUCCGGGCAUGGGCAAGCGGAGCUACUAUCCAUCUGUUCCCUGGUACUCAGCCCCUCACAUCCACCAAUGUCCAACGGGCUGUCAAACGAGCCAACAGUUACCUCGCCAAUGCGUGCCCAGUCAAAUAUUUCACCAGUGUUCCAUAUAUCCUCCAGAUGCUCGCAGGCGACCCGGCUGACCCCGAGAAUGAGUCGGGCUUACGGCUUCUGCAAGAAAUGGACCUGGUCGGCGUCGGCGGAGCUGCCCUGCCUGCCUCGUUUGGUGAUUAUCUCGCCUCAAAAAAUGUUAAACUCGUUUCGCGCUUCGGAAGUGCAGAAUGCGGCUUUCUGCUUUCCUCGCACCGGGAUUACAGCGCCGACCGCGGGUGGUCCUACCUUCGCGCGGACCUGGAUCUGCAGCCGGACUACUACGACUUUGAGCCACAACCAGAACAAGAGGGCGAACUGCCUUUGUUUGAGUUUGUCGUCAAGCCAAAGUGGCCACACCGUGGCAAGACAAAUCGUCCUGAUGGUUCCUUUGCCACGUCGGAUUUGUUCGAGCGGCACCCAACGAUUGCGAAUGCGUGGCGCUAUCACAGCCGGGCGGAUGCGCAAAUAACCCUUGUAAACGGUAAGAAGUUUGACCCGUCUCCGGUGGAAGGCGAGCUACUAGCAUCAGACGUGGGAAAGAGGGUUUUGCGCGAUGCCAUGAUUUUUGGAACUGGCCGAGAGAUGCCUGGGGUUCUUCUGUUUCCUAAGAAGGGGACUAAAUCCGACGACGAUGAUCAGAUCGUCGAAGAGUUGUGGCCCACUGUCGAAAGGAUGAACGCGGAAACACAAAACCAUGCACGCCUGGCCAAAAGAAGCAUAGUCGUCGUCAGGUGGAAACACGGCGAGAUACCACAGCUGCCAAAAAGCAGCAAAGGCACUAUCCUGAGAGGACAGGCCGAGAAGAUGUUCGCAAAAGAAAUUGAGCUGGCGGCCGACCAUGUUCCCGAGGCCAAUGGCAGGAGAACAAGGAUACCCGACAGCAAAGUUAUGGAAGAGUUGGGCCUUCUCUUCGACGACAUUGUGGGUAGACACAUCGACCCUGGAGCUGACCUCUUCGCGCAGGGUGUCGACUCCCUCGCCUGUUCACGUCUUCGCAAGUCCAUCUCCAAGGUUUUGUUUCCCGACUCUGAUAUAUCGUUACCAUUGAACGUCAUUUAUGACCAAGGUUCGAUAGAACGCUUAUCAAAAUACAUCCUGCGGUGUCGGGUGUCCGGGGCGGCGAUACCAGAUGGUCUUAAUGAGGAGGACCCAGAUGAGCAGCUCAUGUUGGACCUAGUGGAGCACUAUCGGCGGGAGAUCCAUGCACCCGCGGGCUCGUUUGACCACCAAAGGGACCGCGUUGUUGUUUUGACCGGGGCGACCGGGGCGCUCGGAGCCCAUAUUCUGGAAAUCUUACUUCAGGACCCCAAAGUCUCGCGGGUGUACUGUCUCGUGCGAGCCGGAAGUCCAGAGCAAGCCCAAGCGAGAAUAUUGGAGUCACUUCGGUCUCGCGACCUGCUGUUGCCCUCGAACGAGAUCGGCAACGGCUCGAAACUGAUCUCACUCCCAUGCAGUCUCCAAGACGAUAAGCUAGGGCUCUCGGGCUCUGAAUGGGAAAGGAUAGCCGGCGAGGUGACGCUGAUCAUCCACUCGGCUUGGUCAGUGAACUUCAGCCUCAAGCUCAGAUCCUUCCAGGACCAACUCAGUGGCCUGGUCAACCUCCUCGAGCUACGCAACUCAACGCGCAGGUCCGCGGCACGAUUCGUCUUCAUAUCCUCUACAGCAGCCGUCAUCUCCGGGGCCAAAGGCGACCGCCCGAUUAGCGAGAUGCUGAGCUGCGAGCCAGACGACGCCUCGCCCCUGGGGUACUCGCGGUCAAAGUGGGUGGCAGAGAACAUCCUCGCCUCGGCCAGGGUGAGCGGCAGCUUUGUGACCCCGAUACCAUCGAGCACCUCGGGCCUCCCCUCGCCCGGGAUCGCAGAGGAGAGGACUCCGAUCAUCAUCAUCCGGGUCGGGCAGCUCUGCGGGAACACCCGGACCGGCGCGUGGAACGCGGCCGAGGCGUACCCCAUCAUGCUCUCGUCCGCGCGCGUGUCGGGGUGCCUGCCCGACCUGCCCGGCGAGGCCCUCAGCUGGCUGCCCGUCGACACCGCCGCGCGCUCCGUGCUCGAGAUCGCGACCUCGCCGCCUGAGCCGCCGGAGCCGCCCCGCGCCCCCGGGCAACGCUACUCGCAGACCCGGUCGCAGCACUUGCACAAGACGCCCGUGUACCACGUGCUCAACCCGCACCAGGAGCCGGAGUGGGGCGAGAUGCUGGGUUGGAUCCGCGACGGCGACGGAGGAGGGGGCCAGGAGGAGGGGGCCGGCGCGGUCAGCAUCGUCCCCGCGGCCGAGUGGGUGGAGCGGCUCGAGCGCGCGCUCGAGACGCGGGACCACCCGGCGCGGGCGCUCCUGCACCUGUGGAAGGCGGCGUACGGAGGCAGGCGCGGGAGUCUUGGAGGUGGUGUCGGGGAGGGCUCGGCGGCUGCGACGGCGCGGUUUGAUACGCGGCGGACGGAGAGGGUCUCUGGGACCAUGCGGGAUGUGAGGCCUUUGGGGCGGGAGGACGUGGGGAGGAUGUGGAGGUGGAUUGGGGGGAAUGUUUAGGGGGG